ACGGUUUCAAAACCUGGCUUUUACCUUCAGUCCGUACACCUUUGUGAAAUGAAAAAAGCUAUACCGGCAUAUCUGGAUAGCGUUUCUAACGCUGCAAUAACAUGCAGAGGAAAGCAACUUGCCUCGUUACUAUCUCUAAGCGAUGCCCAUGUCAAUACGCUUCUGGAACAUAAUGCGCAGUCUGCAAAUCUCGUUGAAACGGCAAGAACAAAGCUAAACUAUCCUUGGGACGAUAUACUAUUACUCCAUGUCGAGAUCGUUCGAGCUCAGCAUCAAGGCGAUUUGCAACAAGCGUAUGAGGAUCAAAAGGAGCUCGUACAGUCCUUUCAGAGAGCAAUCAAUAGUUACGACAAGUGGUGCUUGCCUUUUCUUUAUGCGAUAAACAAAGACUUGAGAGAUCUAGCAGUUGAAGCCGAUGUACAGCAAGCGAACGACAAGAAGGAAAACAAGAACUUGGAGGAGGCUGCUAAUGUCAUGAGCAAAUCAUUUACUUCUUGUAUUACAGAUCGAUCUCUUGACAGAGCCAAGUCGAGGAAAUGGGGAACAUAUCACAUCAGUAAUCUACUGUUCAAAACCUACUUUAAGAUCAAAUCUCAAAAUUUAUGUCGCAAUGUGCUCAAAGCCAUUCGGGUGAACGACUUACCACCUUUAGAAAGCUAUCCUAAAGCUGAUAGGGUUACAUUCAGAUACUAUUUAGGUCGGCUUUAUUUCCUGGAAGAGCAGUACAUAAAGGCUGAACAAGAAUUGUCAUUAGCCUUCCUGGAAUGCUCUACAAGGAGUUCUCGUAACAAGCAGCUCAUACUGCAUUACUUAUUGCCUGUUAGAAUUUACCUCGGAAAAUUGCCUACCAGAAAGCUUCUCAAUCGGUAUCCGUCGAUAUCUGCCUUAUACUCUCCACUUGUGAGCGCUAUUCGCGAAGGAAAUGUGCGAGCGUUCGACGUUGCAAUGGAAUCUGGAUAUGCACAUCUUAUCGACCGUGGUACAUUUCUAACAAUAGAAAAGGCGCGCAGUAUGGUGAUUCGAACACUCUGCCGAAGGGUCUACUCCAUUAUGAAUACUACAAGAAUUUCAAUGGAAACGUUCAAGCAGGCUCUCGAAUUUGCUGGGCUUGAAGUAGAUAUGGAAGAGGUUGAAUGUAUGCUAGCUGUGCUAAUUUUCAAGGGUUAUAUCAAAGGAUACUUAUCUCAUGAAAAACAGUUUGUUGUUCUAAGUGCCAAAGAUCCGUUCCCCAUACCUUCCAGUGUCGUUGUUACUUAAAUCAUAGAUGAAAAGACCUUAAAGUAUAAGAUAGUGUACAGUGCUUAAAAAAAUCUUGCCUCCAUUCAACACCCCUUUCACGAAUGAAUGAGCGGCGUGGAAUCAAAUAUGGUACUUAGUUGUCUAGUUUAUCAUGACCAGA
This is a messenger RNA of Umbelopsis ramanniana AG, 1399 nucleotides long. RefSeq lists its product as uncharacterized. The coding region runs from base 49 to 1257 and encodes 402 amino acids. Gene Ontology annotation, biological process: poly(A)+ mRNA export from nucleus; transcription elongation by RNA polymerase II; post-transcriptional tethering of RNA polymerase II gene DNA at nuclear periphery. Lineage: Eukaryota; Fungi; Mucoromycota; Umbelopsidomycetes; Umbelopsidales; Umbelopsidaceae. The transcript is spliced from 7 exons. The record is from RefSeq and is a predicted model, not a curated record. Gene Ontology annotation, cellular component: transcription export complex 2. Gene Ontology annotation, molecular function: double-stranded DNA binding; RNA binding.